CACAUAACAUCUGAGAAAUACGCCCAGCUUGGAUUUUGGAAAUUGAAUAAAACUGAUAUUCCGUGCAACCCUAUCCAUUGGUUUCAAUUCGCAGACGACGCGGCUGUCAUCAGCAGCCAAGAAAACCAAAAUCAAAUUCUGCUCAAUCGUUUCACAGUAUGGUGUCAAUGGGCCAAUAUGAUAAUACGUUUUGACAAGUGCUCUUCAUUUGGAAUUAAAAAACGCUCAUCUAAGUCUAUCCAGUACCAACCUAAGCUGUUCGUUAAUAACAAACUUAUACCCCGUAUCGAACUCGGAGAAUCUUUCCGCUAUCUUGGUCGUUGUUUCGAUUUCAACAUGUCCGAUGAAAGACACAAAUCCGAAUUGUGUGAUCUGUUUAAUGAUAUUAUAUCGAAAAUUGAUCAAUUACCUUUACACCCCCGAAACAAAAUUCUUCUAUAUAGUCGCUACUUACUCUCAAAAAUCUCAUGGAACUUAACAAUAACCGAUAUAUCUAAAACCUGGAUUUGUGAAACUUUAGAUAACGUUUCUACUAAAUAUAUUCGAAAAUGGCUGGAACUUCCAAUAUCUGCAACCCUUAGCAAUGUGUAUCUUUACGAAAACAAAUUUG
Molecule: messenger RNA, 610 nt
Organism: Paramuricea clavata
Lineage: Eukaryota; Metazoa; Cnidaria; Anthozoa; Malacalcyonacea; Plexauridae
Source: the annotation of a GenBank genome assembly